AUGGCCGCUGGAGGCGCAACGAAGUCUCCCGAGGAGCAACAGGCGGCUAUCGAUGCCGCCAACGAGAACGUCUCCCUCUCCAACUAUCUGUACUACAUCUGCGCUGCCAUUGCCGCAGCCGUCAUCAUUUGGAGAGUAUGGACCGUCAUCGUCAGAUAUGUUCGUACCGUUGCCUGUCUCAACAACGACAACCAGCGCUACUUUGCCCAGUCAGACUCCAAGGUCUCCUGGAUGAAGAAGAACAUCCUCUACGCCCCGGUCAUGAGCAAGCGCCAUAACCGCGAAAUCCAGCUCAGUUCUGCCAUUAAUGUCGGCACCCUCCCCAGCCGACUCCAGCUUCUGUUCCUCGCCGGUUACUUCGCCACGAACAUCGCUUUCUGUGUCAUUAACAUCCCCUUUGCCGGCUCUUUUGCCGCGGCUGCGUCGCAGCUGAGAAACCGAACUGGUACCUUGGCUGUUGUGAACAUGGUGAGUCGUGAACAGCUUAUCCUGAUGAGCGAGUCUCAGAUAUCAAGGAAACUUAUUCCCUUAUUCCUGAUGGGUGGCCGAAACAACCCUUUGAUUCCCAUGCUUGGCAUGUCCUUCGAUACUUUCAACUUGUUGCAUCGUUGGUUCGGCCGUAUUGUCAUUUUGGAGGCUCUUGCUCAUACGCUGGCUUGGAUGGCCAACACUGCCAACAAGAGCAGCUGGCAGGCAGCUAUCACCUCAGCAACGACCGUUCCCUUCUUGCUCUUUGGUUUUGUUGCCACUUGCGCUUUCGUGGCCAUCGGAAUCCAGGCUUCUAGCCCGAUCAGACACGCCUUUUACGAGACGUUCAAGUUCCUUCACAUUUUGCUCGCUAUCACGGCUGUUGUUGGUACCUGGUACCACUUGCAGAUGAAGGCCCUGCCCCAGCUCAAGUACAUGUGGCCCGUAAUCAUCUUCUGGGGCGGUGAUCGCGUCUGGCGUGCCUGGAGGGUGUUUUACGGCAAUGUCGGGCACGGCGGCAGCAAGGCCCUCGUCGAGGCUCUUCCUGGCAACGCAUGCCGUGUUACGGUAACGAUGGCUCGACCCUGGACCUUUGGGCCCGGCCAGCAUGCCUACAUGUACAUGCCGUCCCUCAGCCUGUUGCAGUCUCAUCCCUUUUCCGUCGCUUGGAGCGAGGAGGCUGAGGAUCCUAUGGCCGAGAAGGGGUCCCUUAACCGUCAAGACAUUCUCGCCAUGCGCAAGACCACCAUGUCCUUCAUCAUCCGCGCCCGCACUGGAAUGACCGACACACUGUAUCGCAAGGCCGCUGCUUGUCCUGAGGGCAAAAUGACUACGACAUGCAUGGUGGAGGGGCCCUAUGGCGGACUGCACAGUAUGCGCUCUUAUGGUACGGUUAUGUUGUUUGCUGGCGGUGUUGGCAUUACUCAUCAGGUACCUCACGUUCGCGAUCUCGUCGCCGGCUAUGCGAACGGAACUGUCGCCGCAAGAAAAGUUAUUCUCAUCUGGACCAUCCAGAGUCCUGAGCAUCUCGAGUGGAUUCGCCCUUGGAUGACGGAGAUCCUGGCCAUGGAGAAACGCAGAGAUGUUCUCCGAAUCAUGCUCUUCGUCAGUCGGCCAAGGUCAACCAAGGAGAUUCACAGUCCUUCGUCUACUGUUCAAAUGUUCCCUGGACGCCCCAACAUCGAGACGCUCAUUAAGGCUGAGCAGGAGUCACAAGUUGGAACCAUGGGCAUCAGUGUCUGCGGUCCUGGCGCUCUCAGCGACGAGGUGCGCCGCGCCGUUCGCGACCGCCAGCAUGAUUCAGCCAUUGACUUCAACGAAGAGGCUUUCUCGUGGGUUUCGAGUGGUUUUGCAUCAGGCGACCUCCAUGUGCUGCGAAGCAAUACAAGUCAACACAAGAGCAAAGGUCCCCUGUCAACCAUCCCCGGCUUCUUCACCGACCCCUCCUUCCGCCGUUGCCUUCUGUCAGCUAGACAAGCUGCUGCAUUUCUAACCCUUCCCCUGGCCCAGCCUGGCCCCAGCCUGACCCCAGUGCUUCCCUCCGAGGCCCAGCUUAGCUCGCGGACUGGUGAUUUCAGGAGGGUCCACGGCGGGCGCGCUUCAGAGGGCUAUCUUAUCUCUCCUGUCUACCUCAGCUGCACCCUCACCUCACCUGCUCACCUGAGCGUUCGCCGCAUCCAUCCGGCCUGGGCACAUAUCCCCCUCCCGUCUCCCGCACACCCGCCUGCCCUACGCUCUUUUUCCGGACUUCAAAACACCUACCACGUCAACCAGGGAAACCCCCCUUCCACGUUAUCCUCAUUCUGUCCUUCGGUAAAGCGCUUCGAGGAGGAAGCUCUCCUUCUUUUCUGCAGCUUUGCAAGAAGCAUAUCGACGACAGCACCAAAUCCGAAGCUGCCUGCCGCUAUUGAGUGGCAAGGCUUCGCGACCAGUCACAACCGUUCCAUCUCCCACCGUAUCCUGCCUGCGCAGGAGGAGACUUUGCACAUAAUGGGGUUGGCGUACAACACAUAUCAUAAGCCGGGUAUGGUUCAUCAGGAUAUUCUCUCCUCCUUGCUCUGCAUCGCAUGCUCCAACAAGCUUUGGACCACGCAAGCAGACAUCGCCUCCACCUCUCUGAAUUUCCGAGGCCAGCAUGGCAAAGCAUACCUAUUCAACAGCGUCGUCAACAUCGAGACAGGCGAGCCCAGCGAACGAAACAUGACGACUGGACGACACAUCGUACGCGAUAUCACCUGCAAGCAGUGCAAGGAGACCGUUGGCUGGAAGUACGAUAAAGCAUACGAGGCUACGGAGAAGUACAAGGAGGGCAAGUUUAUACUUGAGGCUGAGCUUCUUUGCAACGUCACCUAG
Messenger RNA from Colletotrichum lupini, 2820 nucleotides. Its product is annotated as ferric reductase like transmembrane component. The transcript is spliced from 9 exons. Lineage: Eukaryota; Fungi; Ascomycota; Sordariomycetes; Glomerellales; Glomerellaceae. Bases 1 to 2820 code for a protein of 939 amino acids. Gene Ontology annotation, molecular function: ferric-chelate reductase activity. The record is from RefSeq and is a predicted model, not a curated record. Gene Ontology annotation, biological process: iron ion transport; intracellular iron ion homeostasis; copper ion import. Gene Ontology annotation, cellular component: plasma membrane.